AUGCCGCCCAGCGAGUAUGCAGCCUGCUCAGUCUUCAUCGCGGCGCGGGUUGCCCUCCAGCUGCGGAGCUCGGGCCGCUCACCGCGCGGCCCCUUCCUGCAGAGCGCGGGCCCCAGGCCGCUCGCUCACCGCGUGGCCUCCCUUCCUGCAGAGCGCGGGCUCCAGGCCGCUCGCUCACCGCGUGGCCUCCCUUCCUGCAGAGCGUGGCCCCCCUUCCUGCAGAGCGCGGGCUCCAGGCCGCUCACCGCGUGGCCCCCCUUCCUGCAGAGCGCGGGCCCCAGGCCGCUCACCGCGCGGCCCCUUCCUGCAGAGCGCGGGCCCCAGGCCGCUCGCUCACCGCGUGGCCUCCCUUCCUGCAGAGCGUGGCCCCCCUUCCUGCAGAGCGCGGGCCCCAGGCCGCUCACCGCGUGGCCCCCCUUCCUGCAGAGCGCGGGCCCCAGGCCGCUCACCGCGCGGCCCCUUCCUGCAGAGCGCGGGCCCCAGGCCGCUCGCUCACCGCGUGGCCUCCCUUCCUGCAGAGCGUGGCCCCCCUUCCUGCAGAGCGCGGGCUCCAGGCCGCUCACCGCGCGGCCCCUUCCUGCAGAGCGCGGGCCCCAGGCCGCUCGCUCACCGCGUGGCCUCCCUUCCUGCAGAGCGUGGCCCCCCUUCCUGCAGAGCGCGGGCUCCAGGCCGCUCACCGCGCGGCCCCUUCCUGCAGAGCGCGGGCCCCAGGCCGCUCACCGCGUGGCCCCCCUUCCUGCAGAGCGCGGGCCCCAGGCCGCUCGCUCACCGCGUGGCCCCCCUUCCUGCAGAGCGCGGGCUCCAGGCCGCUCGCUCACCGCGUGGCCCCCCUUCCUGCAGAGCGCGGGCCCCAGGCCGCUCGCUCACCGCGCGGCCCCCUUCCUGCAGAGCGCGGGCCCCAGGCCGCUCACCGCGUGGCCCCCCUUCCUGCAGAGCGCGGGCCCCAGGCCGCUCGCUCACCGCGUGGCCCCCCUUCCUGCAGAGCGCGGGCUCCAGGCCGCUCGCUCAUCGCGUGGCCCCCCUUCCUGCAGAGCGCGGGCCCCAGGCCGCUCGCUCACCGCGCGGCCCCCUUCCUGCAGAGCGCGGGCUCCAGGCCGCUCGCUCACCGCGUGGCCCCCCUUCCUGCAGAGCGCGGGCCCCAGGCCGCUCACCGCGUGGCCCCCCUUCCUGCAGAGCGCGGGCCCCAGGCCGCUCACCGCGCGGCCCCUUCCUGCAGAGCGCGGGCCCCAGGCCGCUCGCUCACCGCGUGGCCUCCCUUCCUGCAGAGCGUGGCCCCCCUUCCUGCAGAGCGCGGGCUCCAGGCCGCUCACCGCGCGGCCCCUUCCUGCAGAGCGCGGGCCCCAGGCCGCUCGCUCACCGCGUGGCCUCCCUUCCUGCAGAGCGUGGCCCCCCUUCCUGCAGAGCGCGGGCUCCAGGCCGCUCACCGCGCGGCCCCUUCCUGCAGAGCGCGGGCCCCAGGCCGCUCACCGCGUGGCCCCCCUUCCUGCAGAGCGCGGGCCCCAGGCCGCUCGCUCACCGCGUGGCCCCCCUUCCUGCAGAGCGCGGGCUCCAGGCCGCUCGCUCACCGCGUGGCCCCCCUUCCUGCAGAGCGCGGGCCCCAGGCCGCUCGCUCACCGCGCGGCCCCCUUCCUGCAGAGCGCGGGCCCCAGGCCGCUCACCGCGUGGCCCCCCUUCCUGCAGAGCGCGGGCCCCAGGCCGCUCGCUCACCGCGUGGCCCCCCUUCCUGCAGAGCGCGGGCUCCAGGCCGCUCGCUCAUCGCGUGGCCCCCCUUCCUGCAGAGCGCGGGCCCCAGGCCGCUCGCUCACCGCGCGGCCCCCUUCCUGCAGAGCGCGGGCUCCAGGCCGCUCGCUCACCGCGUGGCCCCCCUUCCUGCAGAGCGCGGGCCCCAGGCCGCUCACCGCGUGGCCCCCCUUCCUGCAGAGCGCGGGCCCCAGGCCGCUCACCGCGCGGCCCCUUCCUGCAGAGCGCGGGCCCCAGGCCGCUCGCUCACCGCGUGGCCUCCCUUCCUGCAGAGCGUGGCCCCCCUUCCUGCAGAGCGCGGGCUCCAGGCCGCUCACCGCGCGGCCCCUUCCUGCAGAGCGCGGGCCCCAGGCCGCUCGCUCACCGCGUGGCCUCCCUUCCUGCAGAGCGUGGCCCCCCUUCCUGCAGAGCGCGGGCUCCAGGCCGCUCACCGCGCGGCCCCUUCCUGCAGAGCGCGGGCCCCAGGCCGCUCACCGCGUGGCCCCCCUUCCUGCAGAGCGCGGGCCCCAGGCCGCUCGCUCACCGCGUGGCCCCCCUUCCUGCAGAGCGCGGGCUCCAGGCCGCUCGCUCACCGCGUGGCCCCCCUUCCUGCAGAGCGCGGGCCCCAGGCCGCUCGCUCACCGCGCGGCCCCCUUCCUGCAGAGCGCGGGCCCCAGGCCGCUCACCGCGUGGCCCCCCUUCCUGCAGAGCGCGGGCCCCAGGCCGCUCGCUCACCGCGUGGCCCCCCUUCCUGCAGAGCGCGGGCUCCAGGCCGCUCACCGCGCGGCCCCCCUUCCUGCAGAGCGCGGGCCCCAGGCCGCUCGCUCACCGCGUGGCCUCCCUUCCUGCAGAGCGUGGCCCCCCUUCCUGCAGAGCGCGGGCCCCAGGCCGCUCGCUCACCGCGUGGCCCCCCUUCCUGCAGAGCGCGGGCUCCAGGCCGCGGGCCUCCGUAGCCGCAGCUCCUGGGCUCUGGAGCCCAGGCUCCAUAGCUGUGCCGCGGUGGCUUAG
Molecule: messenger RNA, 2727 nt
Organism: Dama dama (fallow deer)
Lineage: Eukaryota; Metazoa; Chordata; Mammalia; Artiodactyla; Cervidae
Product: basic proline-rich protein-like
Exons: 2
Coding region: 1-2727 (908 amino acids)
Source: RefSeq, a predicted model, not a curated record